UUGCCUUACUACUAACAUCUUUAAUUAACACGCAUGUCAUUUUCAAUGUGCCUAUUUAUAUAGUAUAAACAAAAUGGAUUAAAAUUUUGCAAGAGUUAAUUCUGAUUAUUUUAUGGAGCUUACGAGUGUCCGCCGUCAUGUGGAAGUGCCAUAAAUGUGGGAAACCAGUAUACUUCGCUGAACGUAAACAAUCAUUGGGAUAUGAUUGGCAUCCAGAAUGUUUACGCUGUGAAGAAUGUGGGAAACGUUUAAAUCCAGGCCAACAUGCAGAGCACAAAGGUGUACCAUACUGUCAUGUACCAUGUUAUGGAGCUCUUUUUGGACCACAAUUGUUUGGUCAUGGAACAAGAGUUGAAUCACAUACCAGUUUUGGAAAGAAGGAAGCUCGACCUUCGUUACCUAGGUCACACUUGGAAUCCAAACUGAAAGUGUUCAACCAAUAUUAUGAAGGCAAAAGCGGCGGAAUAAGAAGUCGCGAGGUUAAUGGAAGAUUGAUACUGGAAGGGGCGCUUCGAAUUUAUUGGGGUGUUCGCGGAGUAAUUCAUUUAAAAGAGGACGAUGAUCAACGUACGGUAGUCACAGCACGGAAUCGAAAUUCAUGCAGACGUAGUGUUUCCGAUAGUAUAGAAGAUGAAGAAAAAGAGGAGAAUUCAGAGAAGGAUACAGUUGAGCAAGAUGUUGAAACUGAAGCAAAAUCUGUCCCAACUUCUCCUGAUCAUCUUAAGAGUCUCACUUUACCAAUGAAACUAGAUGUUAAGAACAUGGAAUGGGAUGAAUUAGAUGAGCUUCUUCAGGUUGAACGCAAAGUUGAAGAUGGAAAUAAAUUAUACCAAACAAUGCCUGAGAAUCUACCAUCUAUUAGUUCACAGACUAGUUCCGAUGCACCGCUUUCCUCCCAAUCCAGUUUGGAUAGAUCUGAUUCUCGUGAAAAUUCAGAGGCGAAUAGCCCAAACCAUCGUGGCAACGACAGCAGUGUAACUAGUACACCAACGCAUAGUAUAGGUAGCUCAUCCAGUACUGACACACCUGUUUACCAUGGCACACCAAAUCGGAACGGGACGCUUCGAAGGGUAGAAUAUUUUGAUAGUCUGGAGAAAAAUAUGUCUGGUAAUAGAACUAUCAGCACCGACGAUAGUUGGAUAGAAAAAGGAUUAAAUCGUUCGAUGUCCGGGCCUGAUUGUCUUCAGAGACAUCGAACUGAUAGCGAUACAGAUUCUGUGAAUUCACUUCAGUUCAGGGAAGAUGAUAACAUGACGAUGUCCACCGACAGUGGUUUAGAGCUGGAUGGCGUUGUUUUGCGACGAAAACAAGGAUCUACAGCUAUCCGACGUCGUCCUGGAGGUCGACGACAAUCUCGAAGCCGAUUACGGCGUCGUUGUUCGAUCAAUGGACACUUCUACAACCGAGAAACCAGUUUCUUCACUCCGCCGCAUGGGUCACAAAUGUCCGUGUGGAUUACCAGUUUAGUGAAUACUCAAGAAGUUAUCAAUCUAAUGUUAGAUAAAUAUAAAGUGGAUGCGAAACCAGACAACUUUGCUUUGUUUGUAGUUCGUGAUAACGGCGAACAAAGAAGAUUGCGAGAUGACGAAUAUCCUUUGGAGGUUCGUGUCGUAUUGGGUCCACAUGAAAACGUUGCACGGCUCUUUUUAGUAGAUAAACUUUCGACACCGGAAAUUAGCUCUGACGUUGCGCAGUUUCUUAAUCUCUCUUUGGCGGAGUGUCACGGUAUUCUGCAGCGUUAUCAUUACGAGGAAGAGCGUCAGAUUCUUUUAUUAAAAGAAAAAUACAAAGAAAUGCGGCGAAGAAUACGGCAAAGAAUGGAAGAGUUAAAGGUUCGAUUGUAGUUAGUAUCCACUAUAUCAUUAUUUUUUUAUUAAUUUUUAUUGAGAAAUCCUUCCUUCUUUGUUUAUACAUAUUGUUGUGCCGGCUAGUAUCAUGAACGCCUUUAACACAUUGCAUGGGCUCAAUAACCAUAACUCUAACGUUCUAUUGCAUCGUUGGAAUUGUAUUGGUCAUUGACCUACAGUCGUGUCGUUCGCCCAAUAUUGAGCGGUCAAUAGGGGCAACAAUAAGAGAAUUAUUAUUCAUGAACCCACAGGUCUAGAUGGCCUUGUUUGAGUUUAUCACUCUUGGAACUGUCGGUUUAGGCUUUGUAGUCGCGUUGAUCAUCCUCGCGCUCGUGAAUCAUUAAUAUAUCAUAAUUAUGCGACGGAUAAAAAUGGCGGGAAACUUCAUCAAAUACUGCAAGUGGCGCCACAAGUUCAGUUCUGACAACCCGUAUGGGAAUAAACCAUUAGUUUUUUUUUGUGAUCCAUUAGUGUUUUGUUAUGUUCUUCGAAACUAUCCGGCACGACAAUAUAAAUUAUUCAUCCAAAUGUAUCGUUGUAAUCGUCUUAAAGGUAUGUAUUGCAAUAACGAUACAUAAUCUUUAAUCUAUGAUAUAUCUAAACGUUCGAACGUAUUAGAGGUUUAUUACUAUUUUUGUCGAUAUUUUUCAAACUUGUUGCAUUCAUCAAUACCAUUGGAAAACUAAUUCCUAUAAGCUUUCAUUUUUUCAGUUUUAAACAAUUUUUAAUAUACAGCAGGGUAUUUCAGAGUUAGCGGACUCUAUGUUUCUAUAUUUUAAAAUAAUCACCAAAGCGGAAAAAACAUGUGGCGCCACUAUAGGGAAAAGUACCAUCUGGUGUUGAUGAAAAGAACUAUAAAUUGGUGUAUUUUUUGCGCUCUCUAUUGGUAGAAUAAAAAAACUAAUUUUUAGCACCAGACAGUAGAUGGCGCUGAAUUUUUUCCGCGAUGGCGGUUUUUUAAAAAUUUUAUUAAUUUAACAUUGGUUUAUUCAGAAAUGCAGCCUUGUACAAAAAGAUGUUACUCUACACUUUCGAUUCAGUUUUUCACGUAGAUUCACCCCAUUAGAUCAAAAACAUUUUAUAUAACGUUACAAACAAAAUAACUGAAUAGUUUAUUAUUAUUCGAUAAGUUAUUCAUUUUUCCAAUCAAUUGAAACAAACUAUCACCAUCUUUUACAGGAAUUAUUUUUUCAAAGCUAACAAAUGCAAUAAGUUUAAAAGAAAGAACUUGUAGCAGAGAUCUCGUACGAUUCGACCCCGAACCACUAAUUUUAUUGGAAAAGUGAUUUACGUUCGAGCGUGCUACGAGCGAUAACGUGCUAACACAUUAUAGCCUAAAGUCUAGUUGUUACAUUAUCCAGCUUUAUUCAUUAUUUCUUCAUGUUUUUGUUGCAUUUAUUCGUAGUCAUUUGCGCGCAGCUACUAUCGAAUUACAUUAGUGCAAUUUAACUAGAAGUUCGUCUAUUAUCUAAUAUACAUAUUUUUUAAGUCGACUGUUCAUUAAGUAAGAGUCACGCGAUCAGCCAAGCCAUCGAUUAAACAUGAUGUCUUCUAAAUUGUUAUUCGCUUAUCUUUGCAAGUAUAGCGUAUCAUUAGUAUCAUUGAUAAAAGCAGCGAAAUCGAACAAAAUUAUUGUUAAGCUCGAGGUGUCUGUGUCACUAUAUUAAGUCAAUUUCUAAUUAAUUUCUGAUCGAAACAGAGCAGAAUUUUUAUUAAAAAAAAUAAUAUUCCCCGUUUAGAAUGUACUGUCAUUAGAAUCUAAACGCAAGGCUGUCCAACUUUAUACCUCGUGAGGAUCUUUCAAAUUUUCUUUUCACGUAGGUGCCAAAAAAUAAGAUGUAUAUUGAACGAAGAAUGAACAUAGAAUUUUAACGAUGGAAUUGUUGAAUUUGAAAUGGAGAUAUUAGAGAAAGUGUAACGUUUUAAAAAUAUAUGUACGUGUAUAUAUAUAUAUUAUAUAUACUGUCCAGAUGAAAAUAAUUAUAAACAAUUGUACCUUAGAACAGUCGUUUAGUUGGACAGCUCCGUAUCCGUAGAUGAUAACAUUGUUAAUUAACUCGACACGUGUCACUGCCGCAAUUUACUAGACCAUCGAUGAAGGUUUUUAAUUAUAGAAAUAGAGAAAGGAAUAUUGUUUUAAACAUGACUUGGCUUCCACGCUUUGUUUCAAAAAAUACAAUUUUCAUUGACGCGAUUCACUCGUGAAUUAGUUUACUAUUAAUUUCUUUUUUUUUUUAA
Osmia lignaria (orchard mason bee) is the source of this 4085-nucleotide messenger RNA. RefSeq names its product Ras association family member (gene Rassf). Lineage: Eukaryota; Metazoa; Arthropoda; Insecta; Hymenoptera; Megachilidae. The record is from RefSeq and is a predicted model, not a curated record. Gene Ontology annotation, biological process: signal transduction.